AUGACCAAUCCUACUCUCAUCGUCACUGGAGUCUCGCGCGGUAUCGGCAAGAGCAUCGCCUUGCUCGCGAUCCAGAACCUCGGCGCCAACAUCGUUGGUGUUGCCCGCUCCAAGGACGCCCUUGAACAGCUGUCGAAGCACAUCGAGGAAGAUCUUAAGCUCAAAGACCGCUUCAAAUUCAUCGUUGGCGAUGUCACCGCCGAGUCCACAACCAAGGAGCUCAUCUCUUUGGCCAAAAAGUCUUGGAGUGGACGUAUCGAUGGCCUUGUCCUUAACGCUGGAGUUCUCGAGCCUUUGGGAUCUAUCGCCAGCACAUCUGUUGAGGAUUGGAAACAGGCUUUCGAUAUCAACUUCUUCUCGAUCCUUACCUUAGUCCAGCACGCCCUCCCUGCCCUGCGCGAGUCCAAGGGCCGUGUUGUUUUCGUCAGCUCUGGCGCCGCCAACAGCGCUUACCACGGAUGGGGAGCUUACUGCUCGUCGAAGGCAGCGCUGAAGAUGUUUGGUGAAACACUUGCCAAGGAGGAGUCUGAGCUGACCUCGAUCUCGGUUCGCCCCGGAGUUGUCGACACUGAAAUGCAGGGCGUUAUUCGUAGCCAAGGUGGUGAUAAGAUGACCCCUACAGAGCACUCAAAGUUCUUGGAGCUGCAUUCGUCCAAGUCAUUGCUCCACCCCGAUGAGCCUGGAUACGUCAUUGCUGCUUUGGCUGUCAAGGCACCCAAAUCGCUCAGUGGAAAGUCCUUGUCAUGGAAUGAUGAGGAGUUGAAGGCCUACCGCAAGUAA
Gamsiella multidivaricata is the source of this 780-nucleotide messenger RNA. RefSeq lists its product as uncharacterized. Bases 1 to 780 code for a protein of 259 amino acids. The transcript is spliced from 5 exons. The record is from RefSeq and is a predicted model, not a curated record. Lineage: Eukaryota; Fungi; Mortierellomycota; Mortierellomycetes; Mortierellales; Mortierellaceae. Gene Ontology annotation, cellular component: intracellular anatomical structure. Gene Ontology annotation, molecular function: oxidoreductase activity, acting on NAD(P)H, oxygen as acceptor.